Malaya genurostris is the source of this 5696-nucleotide messenger RNA. RefSeq names its product Golgi apparatus protein 1 (gene Glg1). The coding region runs from base 1873 to 5193 and encodes 1106 amino acids. Gene Ontology annotation, molecular function: fibroblast growth factor binding. NCBI's taxonomy places the organism in Eukaryota, Metazoa, Arthropoda, Insecta, Diptera, Culicidae. Gene Ontology annotation, cellular component: Golgi membrane. The record is from RefSeq and is a predicted model, not a curated record. The transcript is spliced from 6 exons.
GAUUGACUUUAUUUUGGCCCGCUUUGAAUAAAUAUCCACCAAAUGUUGUAAUAUCUUUGAAAAACCUUUCCGCAAUGGGUAAUUUAAUGUGAUUGGCUUCAAAUUUAUGCAACAUCGGUUACUUAACAUCGAUAAAAUCCGAUAAAAUCGAUAAAGUUUGUUAGGUGGGCCAAAAUAUAUGAAGUGGCCAAAAUACCUCUGUUACCCUAUUCACGAUCAAAAACUAAUCACUCUCCGAGAGGAUAAAUUUUGAAAAGGCACCCCAUAGUAAAGUAUGACGUAUUCACGUCCACAACUCGACAUUUAUUCAUGCCCGCGACUAACGGACAGGUGCCAGAGAUGCCAUCUUAAAAUAGUAAUCUGUGUUUCACAGAAUCUGAGUAUGCUGCACCGAUUUUUUUUUGCUUCGAUUAUAGUGGUUUUAACCUUAAGGACUUUCGCCUGUUCGGAUCCAAAAACUCUUUAGCAGCCCUUACACGUGACAAUAUUAUUGUCAAUCCAAAGUAUUGUCAAUACCGUCAAUCCAAUUGACUUGGUAACUUGAGUCCGCAUUUUUCGAAAUAAUUAAGCGUUUGAAGCUUCAAAUAUUGCAACUGAACAUUGAAACAUUAGUGGCCCUUACACGAUCAUUAAAAGUGUCAUUACUAAGUAAUGACACUUCUGCUCAAACGCUCGUCAUUACUGCAUUACUGUACAUCAUUACUUUUUAGCAUUACACGUUCAUUAUUAAUGAUGAGUAUUUGUAACUACUCCAGCAAUAGCAAUAUUUUUAUUUUCGUUUAGCUGAAAAUAAAUUUGAUUUGCCAUUGAAACGUUAAGGUUAAUGAAAUAUUAACAAUUUAAAUCUACACUUUGUCAUUUUUUCGCGUAUAGUUCUAAAGAUAUUCAUCACUUCCACAAAAAAAUAAGAAGAAGAAAUAAUGUUGGUAAUGAUGGAAAAUCCACAAUUCCAUCAUUACUGAACUCGUAGACCUUACACGAUCAUUAAAAGUGCCAUUCCUUUUUAGUAAUGACACUUUUAAUGAUCGUCUAAGGGCCGCUAUUGAGAGAAGAGUCCAUUGUACAUAUUUGACAGUUUCCUCUCUGGAGAAAAAGUAUUGUCGGAUUGAUAAGCAGUUUUGAUUUUUUGACAAUAUUUUCGUCAAUCCAAUGAAGUUUCCAUUACACGAUCAAAAGUAUUGUCAAUACUCCUUGUAUUGACAAUAAUAUUGUCUCGUGUAAGGGCUGCUUUUGUUCGGGGUUGGGAAUCGAAUCCAGGUGGGCGAUGCACUUUAUUUUGAAUACACCCAGAAAUAUAAAAAGGACCAACAUAUAUUAGAAUCUUUAAAAUACCUCCGUUACCCUAAGCUUCUAAAAGUCUUCAAUUUGCUAGGGAAAAGACAAUGGGCCAAAAACAGAUUUUUUUUAAAAAAAAUAUGACCGGUGAUAGGUACCGUAUCAAAUAAAAAAAUAUUCCCUACUUUUCUGACUACGUAUAUUUCUCGAUUUUGGGUAAAGCAUAAAUUAGUGUGUAGUCUUAUUUUGUUUUGCUCUCGCGUUUGCUUUCUCGAUACACGCACACUAGAAAAAAAUUUGUUCGCAGCGGGGUGCCAGUGCCAAACACCGUUGUCAAAAUUCAUUCAUCCGCAUCUUCAUUGUUUUAUCAUCAUUCCGUAUCGGAUCUGACACGUACCACUUUGCUUUUUCAUUUCAAAUAAAAACUAGUUGUACCGUAAUCUUCUUUCAAUCCAAGCAUAUACUAAAUCUACCGGUAAUGUUGUCCUAGUGAGUGUACUGCUGCCGGUGAAACACUGACGAUUAUUUGUGAGGCAAAGAGUGAUUUGGAAAGUUUCGUUUACGAAACGCCCGUAUCAUUCAGUAGAAAGUGUAGCAAUGGAACCAUUCGACUUCAUAUUGUUGGUACUUGUUGCUGCAGUUGGGUUUGUCGCUGCUGAUAUCAAUUCCGGCGGGCCACAAAAUCCUGGUCCUGUUAAAUUAUUGGAUGAGGAAGGCUGCUCCCAACUGAGAUCGAUGUGUUCGAAUGUGCCAAUCGGAGCGGAAGACUUAAAGGCACUAGAAUGUGUUCAGAAUUUAUCCCAGGAUCAGGUGGAUUCACUGACCGACGACUGUCAGCACCUGAUUUGGAGUCAUACACUGUCCCUAAUGGAUGACCGUAACAUUCAGCGACUGGUGCAAAAGGGAUGCCCAAAACAUUACGACAAAUUUCCCUGCUUGCCAAAGACUGAACCGGGAUUGUUUUUAGGCUGUGUAAUCGAUUACCGGGACUCAAUCAAAGGCAAAGGAUGUCGGGAAUUUAUUCAGCGGCUUGAGUAUGUUGCAUUUUCUGAUUACCGUUUGAUUGGUCAUUUUCUGAAAGAUUGUACCCGGGACAUCAAAACUUUGGGCUGCGGUAGAAUCAGCAACGACGAUCGGAAAGUUUCUCAGGGUGAAACCAUUUCAUGCUUGCAAAAUCACUUGGACAGCUUAAACGGAGAUUGUAAGCGGGGAGUUUUGCAUCUGUCCGAAAUACAAACCGACGAUGUUAAGCUCGAUAGACAACUUUUCCUGUCAUGUGCGGUUGAUGCUAUUCGAUUUUGCCCUUCGAUUCCGCCUGGUUCGCAGCUAGUGUUAGGAUGCUUAAUGAAAAAUCGAAACGAUGUCGGAAUGACAGACCAUUGUCAGAAGCAGCUGCUAAGAAGAGAACGUCUGAUUGCUCACGAUUAUAAAAUGAGCAAAGGCCUAACGCGGGCAUGCAGAGAUGAUAUUAAACAGCAUCACUGUCGGCGAGGAGUGUCCGAUGAUAAAGAUGUUCGUUUGGCGCAAAUUCUGCUUUGUUUAGAGGCCAUUCAAAAGAACAACACCAAGCUGAAUCAAGAUUGUGUAUCGGAAAUUAACGAUCACCGACGGAUGCUGAUGGAAGAUUACAAACUUUCACCGGAAAUACUGACGGGUUGUGCUGAUGAUAUUGAUAAAUUUUGCAGCAAUUUGGAUGCCGGUGGUAAAACGAUUCACUGUCUGAUGGAUCAUGCCCGGCCAAAGAAGAAAAAGGAACGACGUGUGACGGAAAUAUGCCAGCGCGCUCUGGAAACCCUGGUCAAGGUAGCUGACGUUGGAGAGGAUUGGCGAGUUGAUCCGGUGCUUCGGAAAGCUUGCAAAUCGGUAGUGGAUGUUGCUUGUGCCGACACGGAAGGCGGUGAUGCCCGGGUUAUGUCUUGCCUGAUGGAGAAACUGGGUACGAAUUUCAUGAACGCAGAAUGCGAAUUGAAUUUGCUGCAGAUCGAGUACUUCGUUGCCCGGGACUUCAAACUGGAUCCUCAGUUGUACAGAAACUGCAAAGACGACGCUAUUCGCUUCUGUAAGGCGAAGAAAAACUGGGCUGACUUGGACACGGCACAGAUGGAUCCGGAGCGGGGUCCUCUGAUACUUCCCUGUCUGCAUCGAUACGCGUACCACCCGGAAAAGGAUAUGCAGCUGAAGCAGGAAUGCUUCCAGGAGGUGAAGCGCGUUAUGCGACAGCGGUCCCGCUCUGUCGAUCUGAUUCCUGAAGUCGAAGACGAGUGCAUCGAUGAUUUGGCAUACUUUUGUUCGGAUAAAACCGGCAAAGGGGAGGAAAUGCUUUGUUUACAGGAAAAUCUAGAAAAGUUACAGAAAAAGUGUAAGGAUGCCGUUAGCACUUACACCGAAGAAGAGGCAGCUCAUGUUGAGCUAAAUCCGGUUAUAAUGGCCGUUUGUGGUGAUGCCAUGCAGAAGCACUGUGCGGAGAUUUUGAAAACCGGCAAAGAUGAGGGUGAUGUGAUGGAAUGUCUUAUUUCGUACAAGAACGAUCCGGACUUGCGGAACGACAUCAAGUGUCGAUCGGCAAUCGAGCAUUUCCAAAUCAUUUCCCUCAAAAGCUAUCACUUUACUUACAAAUUCAAAGAAGCCUGCCGUCCGUAUGUUACCCGGUUCUGUCCGCAAAGCAACACCAAGUACGACGUGGUCGCGUGUCUCAGUGAAGUGAUGCGAAACGAUACUAUAAAAGGGUCCAAGCAUUCCAUCCCGAAGGAAUGCCGGCAGCAGGUACGGGCUCAGCUUUACCAGCAGCGGGAGAAUAUUGAUUUUGAUCCAAAACUAAAGAGUGCCUGUCGGGAAGAGAUCAAUGCCUACUGUUUCAACAUUCCGCACGGAUCCGGACAGGUGAAUAAUAACAAUGUCUUGGAAUGUCUACAGACGCACAACGGUAAGCUAGGGGAGCAGUGUCAGCAUGUGCUGUUCUCCAUUAAAAAAUCCGAACUCAGUGACAGCAGCACCGAUUACAUGCUGCUUAACACGUGCAAGGAAAUGAUUCAUCUGUACUGUCGCGAUGCAGAACCGACGGCUGCGUUGGGUUGUCUGAAGAUUCACAAGGACGAGAAUCUGUUCGAUGCGAAGUGCCAUCUGGUGGUGAUGAACCGAAUGAUCGAGCAAAACAUGGACUAUCGAUUCAAUCCGAUUUUGCAGAAUGCCUGUGCGCGGGACAUUGCCGAUCACUGUACGGACAUCGUGGCCAAUGCGAAGGCAAACGAGGAACUUAAUGGUAAAGUGAUUGGAUGUUUGAAGAACAAGUUCCGCGAGGGAAAGUUGCAUACGGAUUGUGAGAAGCAAAUGACGGAGUUGUUGCACGAGCAGGCACUGAACUACAAGUUGAAUCCGUUGCUGCAAAGUGUUUGCCGGGACGAGAUUCAGGUGCUGUGUAGUUCCUCGGUCGAGUCGGGUGCUGUGGAAGAUUAUGGUAAAGUAGAGGAAUGUUUGAAGCAAGCCUUCAUUGACAAAAAGUUGGUGAAUCGAGCUUGUAAGGUCGAAAUAGCCGAAUUGAUUCAGGAGGGUAAGGCUGACAUCUAUGCCGAUCCGAUGUUGCAGCGUGCAUGCGCUGUGGAUUUGCUCAAAUACUGUUCCAAUGUACAGAGUGGGAACGGACGACUUUUAAAAUGCUUAGAAGUGAUUCUUCAAGAUGAAUCCAAGGCGCUGGAUGACGAUUGUAAAACAACUCUAGUGAAACGAAUGGAAAUGUUCCGCAAUGCGGCAGUGGUGAUCCCACAAGCCGAAAGCUUCAGCCAACUGUACACCCAGGUGAUACGGUCGCCAUCGAAACACUACUUUAUGCUUGUGUUGCUCAGUUUUGUCGGCUUUAUCUUCAUCUUUGGGUUGCUGUGUGGUCGCGUUACGCGACGGACAAUUGCCAUGAAGAACAAAUAGUCACAGAGGUGCCGUUUGUUCCGGCACAGGAACACACAAAAGCUGGUCGCUUAUUUGUAAUUAGGUUCGCUAUACUGAACGGAAAGAAUGCUGCUGAGAUGCGACUGACUCCUCCAACCUUUGGCACUCAUCGGCCGUUAUUCGUGUCUGUGUUAUAGAUUUAUGAUCAUUAUAGUUAAGCAUAUUUUAACCAACGUCUUCGGGCAGCUCCUUGGCCAGUGAUAACUAAAAUAACACCUUUUUUUUUCUGCAAUCUUCAUGUUUUUAGAUAACGCUCCUGUGUUUUGUAAUAUAUCUCUUUCAAAUAUCUUCAAAAAAAUAGUUUUGUGUAAUAUUCUAAAGACUACUAAACUAAUUCAAUCAGCAAACAAUGAACCUAAUUUAAAGUGUAGAUCGAAAAUCAAUUAACAAUGAAUGUAAAACAAGAAAUGUAACAUCAUAGAAGACAUUUUAUACGUAGUUUUUAAUUUAUUAUUGUAAGAUUUAUCUUUGAAUGAAAUAAA